GUGCGCGUUAGAAGCAACAUGGACGACCAAGGAAGACAGAAUUUACCAAAUUUGAAAAUAUGUGUAGAUAAUACUGAAGAAGGUGAAAUAUCCGACAGCGAUAGCUCGUUAGAGUCCGAAGUAGCAAUAGAGGUUGACGAGAUCGUGAAGACUGAUAACACUGGGGACGCUGGAGAGGUUGAGUUUAAUGUGAGAAUAGCGGAUGUUGGAAACGAAAACAAAACAAAAUCGAAAACAGAGGUUUAUACAAAGAAAUAUGAAAAUAGAGAUGGCGAUUUUAUCACUGGAAUUGACCUUACAUCAAAGGAAGCCAUUGAGAAGAAAGAAGAGCGUGCUCGAAGGUUUGGCAUUGAGGUGUCACAACAACAGGGCAUGGAUGCUGAUGUCAAGGCUCUCUACCAAAGUCUGGGCAUUAAGGAUGCUGACUUCAGCCAUGGCGAGCGUGGAGUCAGGCCAGAAGCUAUCCACAUCCGUGGGACUGAAGACAUGAGCACACAGGACAUAUUCCGCUAUUUCAAGGAGUUCGCACCAGGAGGUGUGGAGUGGAUCGAUGAUUCCUCAUGUAAUGUGGUCUGGGCUGACCCCACGACUGCAGCAAGGGCGAUGCUCAAAAUGAGUCGCAGUCAAGAGUCCGGCUCGGAAUUGAUGAGUGGCGAUGAAAAAUCAAAAGGCCAGAAAAAAGGUGAUGUGAAGACUCCGGUGAUGGACAAGGAGGAGAAGGAUGGUGUGAAGGAGGGAGGAGAGGAGCAGGGCAUGGAGGUAGACGAUGAUGAGCUGGAUCUCCUCACAGAUGGGCAGGAUGAAAAAGAAAAGAAAGAAGUGAAUAAAGCUGUUGAAGAAAAGAAGCCUUCAAAUGCUGGUGAUGUGAAAUUAGACUCAGAUGAAGAUACCUCAUCAAAGAGAAAGAACAAGAGGGCGGAGUCGACUGAGUCCACAAAGGAGGAAGAAGAGGUCGACUACGACGAGUGGGGAAGCAUCAACACCAAGGACAGCAAACCCAAGCACAAGGAACAAGUGCCCUGGCCACCUGGGAAAUGGAGGCUCGGUCUUAAUGCACCUAAAGCUAAAUUCAUCUUCCUCCGCUUUGCCACUAAAGCCGACAGGAAACUUCCUCGAGCAGAACGCAGAAGCAAGUACUACAGGAAAUAUGGAAAUCCCAAUUAUGGAGGUAUGAAGGGUCUCAUCAGCAACUCAAGAAAACAGAGAUUCCGCACAAAGACAUUCGAGGAGGAGUUAGAAGAAGCCAGGGAUGCAAUAGAAUCUCAGCGAGAGGAGCGGGAGGCCAGACAGAGGGGGAACUCGGAGGAGGAAGAGGUGGAGGAGGAGAUCCAGCUCCCCAGAGUGUCCCCGCUCAAGAGGAAGCGGGCAGAGUCUGGCGGCGGGAGUGGGAGUGAGGACGGGAUGGACAUGGAGGCAGAGCUGCAGCAGCUUCUUGGGCCCCCUGCUCGGAAACAGCGGUCAAUGAGGAUGUAUGCUGACGAUGAGGAGGAGGAGAGAAAAGCUAAGAGUCGACUUGGGAAGGGGAGUGGUGUGAUGACGGUUGUUGCCGGUGCUCGCAGCAGACCUGCUGGCAAAGUUACAGAUGCCCGAGAACUCAUCAAACGCAGUGCGUUGAGAUCUCAGAUGAAGAUGGACAAAAACAGGGACAGUUCACCAGAGUCCACAAAGCGAUCUCGAGGUGGUGAUCUCAGGUUGAGAGUAAUGACUAAUCCUCUGGUCAGUGACAGUGAAGAUGAGGAGGAACAGGAAGGUUCAGAGGAAGAGUCUGAGGACGGAGAAGAGACUCCAAGGUCAAAUGUUAUGUCACGUUUGGGACCCUCAGGGAAGGCUAGCGGUGACAGUGAGGGGGAAAGUGACGACAGUGACGGGGACUUGAGAGCAAGGCUUGGUGUUCACAGUUCUGUGGACCAUGUGAGGAGUGACCUUAGGUCAAGGUUAGGUGGUCGGAAAGGUCACAGUGACAACAGCAAAUAUCCUUCCAUGAGGAUUGAAGUGUUUGAAUGAUGCAUAAUAUCAUCAAGAUUCAGUGUGCUCAUUUCUCUCUGGGUAGAACCGUCUCUCAAUAAACAUCAUUCUCUGGAUAUAUUGAUGGAAUAUCAAGAUGGACAAUGACAGAUAAGUCGUAUGAAGCUUAAUGUCAUCAUUUGUGGGAAGCAACAAGUUAUGAUCUUCUUAAGUUUAUUUUUUUGUUUAUGUGAUAGGGGAUGCAAUUAGAUUUGAGGUAUUUGGCAUAAAAGACAAUUAGCAAAUAAACAAUAACAGCAAGAGUUGAAGUUGGACUGGAAAAUGGGAUAAAUCCAGAGAUGCCAGCCAUGACUAUUGUGGCGUAAUAGUUAAUUAAAAUCAUGUUAUUACCCUUGUCCUCCUCCAAAUUAUCUUUUUGUUAUAUUUUUCACGAAUUACUUUCAUGCAUAAAAAUUCACGGAGAGCAAAUUGUUAAUGCAUCAGUGACCUUUAUAAUUCUACAGCAAGACUAUGCUGACCAAGGACAGCAAUGCUUUUAAUUCAUAUGGUGUUAAAAUAUCCAUUCCAUGAUGAUACGAAGUCCAUCAUUGGUUGUCAUGUUUAUACACAUUUUAUCGAUCGGUUGAUCUUUAUGGGUGCAGACAGGGAACUAAUUGCAUGUACACUGUAAUUACUUCGGAGCUUGAAACACCACGUUGUCUUUCUGAAAAGCAGCUAAUUAGUGACACAUGAUAAAUUUGGUGAAUAUUCGGAGUUUUGUCCAUGUGUUUAACUUAAAUCAAGGCCAUAAGUCUUUGUCACAUGCAAUUACACUUUUUUACACCAAUGAUUGAUCUAAAACUUCAGUUAGGGCUGGCAUCUCUGUGAACUGAAACAUGAGAUAAUCUUAUUAUAGGUAAAAUGGGUUUUUGAGGCCAGAUUAGGUACACACUGAUCAUAUAAUGUUCAAGUAUUGACAGUACAGGGACUUAUGACCAGCUUUCAUCACAAUCAUGCCUUUUAAGUCCAAUAAGUUCUGUUGUUCAUAUGUAUGUGCAUAUGCCACUGUGGUCUAGGUGGAAUAUUGCUGACUACAGGUAACCAUGGUAUAGCUGUCAUAUUGCUGACAACAGGUCACAGGUCGUCACUAUUAUAUAACUGUAAUGUUGCUGGUUGCCAUGGAAUGGCUGUAGUAUUGUUGGUUGCCAUGGUAUAGCUGUAAUAUUGCUGGUUGCCAGGAUAUGGCUGUAGUAUUGCUGGUCACCAUGGUAUGGCUGGAAUAGUGCUGGUCACCAUAGUAUAACUGUAAUAUUGCUGGUUGCUAUGGUAUAACGGCAAUAUUGCUGGUUGCCAUUGUAUAGUGGUAAUAUUGCUGGUCGCCAGGGUAUGUCAGUAGUAUUGCUAGUUGCCAGGGUAUGGCUGUGAUAUUGCUGGUCACCAUAGUAUAACUGUAAGAUUGCUGGUUGCCUUGCUAUAAUUGUAAUAUUGCUGGUCGCCAUUGUAUAACAACAAUAAUGCAGGGUGCCAUGGUAUAGCUAAUAUUGCUGGUCACCAUGGUAUCAGUUAUAAUGCUGGUCUGCAUGGUAUAACUGUAAUAUUGCUGGUAACCAUGGUAUAACUGUAAUAUUGCUGGUAACCAUGGUAUCAGUAAUAAUGCUGGUCACCAUGGUAUAACUGUAAUAUUGCUGGUAACCAUGGUAUAACUGUAAUAUUGCUGGUAACCAUGGUAUCAGUAAUAAUGCUGGUCACCAUGGUAUAACUGUAAUAAUGCUGGUCACCAUGGUAUAACUGUAAUAAUGCUGGUCACCAUGGUAUAACUGUAAUAAUGCUGGUCACCAUGGUAUAACUCUAAUGUGGCUGGUCACCAUCUUAUAACUAAUGUUGCUGGUAACCAUGGUAUAAUAACUGUAAUAUUGCUAGUAACCAUGAUGAGCUGUGAUAUUGCUGACUAUGACUCCAUGGUGUGACCAUGACUGAUAUAUUGCUGACUACAGGCUGCCUGGUGUAGAUGUUAUAUUGCUGACUGCAGGUCGCAUUGGUGCAGCUGUGAUAUUGCUAACUACAGUUUACAGUGGUUUGCUGUUGUAUUGCUUACUUGAGUUCACUGAUGUAUUGCUCUACAAUUGCUGACUACAGGUCACUGUAGUAUGGCUAUAACAUUGCUGACUACAGAUCCCUGUGUAUAGCUCUUACAAUUGUUACCCCACUCUAUCCCUCUUUUCUGUAGCGCUGUUAAUGCUGAGUGUCCAUUGAGAGAGAAUCGUCACCAGGUUCCAGGGGAAGCAUGUAUACUAUGCGUAUAUCCAUGGCAACUAUGCAGCUUCUCAUUAUUUCAUCUUCCAGUGUCAUCCUCAUUCCAUUAUCCAUUGCUAGUGUGGAAAGUGGGACAGUGUUGUCUCCAUAUUCACAGAUGGAAACAGGACUGAUGUCCAGGUCUUCUGGGCCCACUUACACAAAGCGAUCUUAGCGCUGAGACCAUUGUAAGCCUAUGUUAAAGUAUGGGAGUUAUUAUCAUCUUAGCGCUAAGAUCGCUUUGUGCAAUUGGGCCCUUGUCCAGGACAGGAGACUUUUCAGCUGCUGCCUCUGUUCCAUCACGAUUAUCCAGUGUAGUUUAUCUCCAUUCUCUGAUGAUAAAUACCCUGGAGCACUUACCACCACAACUUGGUUUUGAAUCAAGUUAAUGCAGUGCAGAAGACAAUGCAAAAAUAGCUGCCCAAACACAUUACUUUGUUCUCAUGAUUGAAAUGAGCAGAAAUAUCAUCAGUCUUUGACCUACCACGUUUCAGAUCACCCAAUGGGUGUGCUUUGUGGCAUAACGAUUUUGACUUUCCAGUCUUAAUGCUUUACAGGAAAUAAUCAUUUAAGUGUCUCCUCAUUUGAUUUAGUAUAUACAGCUUGCUUGUACGAGUGAGCGAUUUUGGAUGGAGAUCCAAUCCGAACUCUCAUUAAAAGAAGCAUUUUGAUUGGUUGGGUGUUGAUUUCAAACCCUUGAGUGAGAGAAGUUCUGUAUCAAGAUAGUGAUAUGAGAGAUUGAGCUACUCGUGUCACUUCCAGAAGCUGUGGUGUGGGUGGAUCAAGGGUAUACGUCAGCAUGAUCCAGAUAUGGUACACUUGGAGAGGGCUGUAUGUGUUUAUCAGUAUCCAUUCUCAUAGAGUUGCCUUCUCAGAGUCUACCCAAUAACACUGGGAACAAGAUUAAGGGGCAAAUAUUAAACAUGUUAAAGAUGGGUACAAUGUGUGAAGCCCAUUUCUGGUGUCCCCCGCCGUGAUAUUGCUGGAAUAUUGCUAAGAGUGGCGUAAAACCAUACUCACUCACUCACUCACUCAUGUUAAAGAGUGCAACCUAGAGAUUACCACACAAGUGUCUGUCUGGAUUUAAGAAAAUGAGAACUCUGAAUCUCAAUUUUGAAACAAUAUAACAAAAAAAUAAUAGUCUUUGUUCUCAGGCACCGCCCGCAUCAUCAUAAAGUCUGCCGCACGUUACAUCUUUAUUUCCAUUUUCCAAAAACAUAAGGAAAUCCUAAUACUUAAAAACAA
Haliotis rufescens (red abalone) is the source of this 5481-nucleotide messenger RNA. RefSeq names its product nuclear cap-binding protein subunit 3-like. Bases 19 to 2004 code for a protein of 661 amino acids. Gene Ontology annotation, molecular function: RNA 7-methylguanosine cap binding; mRNA binding. The record is from RefSeq and is a predicted model, not a curated record. The transcript has 11 exons. Gene Ontology annotation, cellular component: cytosol; nucleus. Lineage: Eukaryota; Metazoa; Mollusca; Gastropoda; Lepetellida; Haliotidae.